AUGGUUGCUGCAAAUUCUUCGGUUAGGAUUGGAAAUGAUGCCGAGACAUAUGUGUUCGACGUAGCUCAACUGAAAGAUCAUAUAGCUGCUAGCUGUUCUAACGGUACUUGGGCUUGUUAUGACAAGACAACUUUACGAGAGUCAUUCAAAGUCCCAAAAGCGCACUCCAAUAUCACUGGUAUUAUCAAUUAUGAAAAGCAUAAUGGUGUGCUAACUUGUGGUACUGACGGAAAAUUACAACUGUGGGAUAUACGAGAUUCAUCAUCUAAGCCAGCUAGAACUUGGACCUCACAAUCGGUGCCCUUUACAUGCUUGGCGGCGAAUCAGACAGAGCAAAUAGCAGCUGGUUCUGAAUUGACACGAUCGUUGGCUUCUAUCUUUUUGCUAGAUGCUAGAAACGAGCAAAAGAUCAUUCGUCAAUGGAACGAUGCACACAACGACGAUAUAACCAGCUUACAAUUUCAUCCAAAAGAUAAUAAUUUAUUACUUUCUGGGUCCGUGGAUGGACUUGUAAAUCUUAUGGACAUUACCAAAGAUGAAGAUACAGAGAAUACCGACGAAGACCCAUUGUUGCAUGUGAUUAACCAUGAUGCUUCUAUCCACAUUGCUCGCUUUUUAGGUAAGCGAAGAGUUUUGGCAUUGUCUCAUAUGGAAUCUUAUGCUUUAUAUAAAUUGAAGCGUGAUUCGGACGACAAAACAUGGACUAGUAAAGAGGUUACUUCUAACCAAGACUUACGACAAUCGCUUCCAUGCAGUUAUGUAAUUGAUGCUUUUCCUGGUAAUGAUAAGCGCUCUUGUAUGCUGGCUUUCGGUUCUUUUUCAAGUAAUGAGACUCAGUUAGCUUCUUUGGAUGCAGAUACAGGUGAAAUCAAUAAAGAAGACAUCGUAUUUGAAAGGAUGAGUACUGAAAUAUGUCGAGCUAUCACUUAUGACUCUAAAAAUCAUGUCUAUUACACAGGCGGUGAAGAUGGUAUGCUACAAUGCUUCGCAGUAUAA
Schizosaccharomyces osmophilus is the source of this 996-nucleotide messenger RNA. RefSeq names its product WD repeat protein, WDR89 family. The record is from RefSeq and is a predicted model, not a curated record. Gene Ontology annotation, molecular function: protein binding. The coding region runs from base 1 to 996 and encodes 331 amino acids. Lineage: Eukaryota; Fungi; Ascomycota; Schizosaccharomycetes; Schizosaccharomycetales; Schizosaccharomycetaceae. The transcript has a single exon.